AAUGUGGUCGCUUUUAGCAGUGGCAAGUUUGGUAUCUGCAUUUGGAACUACGCAUGGUUUCUUAGGAAAAGUAGCACCUGAGAGCCCUGAAGCCCACAUGAAUAUUAAUCAAAUGAUUUCCUACUGGGGAUACCCAAGUGAAGAAUAUGAAGUUGUGACUGAAGACGGUUAUAUCCUUGGGAUCUUCAGAAUUCCUUAUGGAAAGAAAAACUCAGAGAACAAAGGCCACAGACCUGUGGUGUUUCUGCAGCAUGGUUUGCUUGCAUCAGCCACAAACUGGAUUGCAAACCUGCCCAACAACAGCCUUGCCUUCAUUCUGGCAGACGCUGGUUAUGACGUGUGGUUGGGCAACAGCAGAGGAAAUACCUGGUCCAGGAGAAAUUUGUACUAUUCACCAGACUCAGUUGAAUUCUGGGCUUUCAGUUUUGAUGAAAUGGCUAAAUAUGACCUUCCAGCCACAAUUGACUUCAUUGUAAAGAAAACUGGGCAGGAGAAGAUACACUAUGUUGGUCAUUCUCAGGGUACCACCAUUGGUUUUAUUGCCUUUUCUACCAAUCCCACACUGGCUAGAAGAAUCAAAACCUUUUAUGCAUUAGCUCCAGUUGCCACUGUGAAGUACGCAACAAGCCUUUUAACAAAACUUUCACUUAUUCCAUCACCCCUCUUCAAGAUCAUAUUUGGUAACAGAAUAUUCCUCCCACACAACUUCUUUUAUGGAUUUCUUGGUACUGAAGUGUGCUCCCGAGAGCUAAUGGAUCUCCUUUGUAGCAAUGCAUUGUUUAUCAUGUGUGGAUUUGACAGUAAGAACUUUAACACGAGUCGCUUCGAUGUCUAUCUAGCACAUAAUCCAGCAGGAACUUCUGUUCAAGACGUCCUCCACUGGGCCCAGGCUGCUAGGUCUGGAAAAUUUCAAGCUUUUGACUGGGGAAGCCCAUUUCAGAACAUGAAACACUAUAAUCAGCGCACACCUCCCUACUACAAUGUGACAGCCAUGAGUGUGCCGAUUGCAGUGUGGAAUGGUGGCAAUGACAUUUUGGCUGACCCCCACGACGUCAACAUUUUGCUUCCCAAACUCUCCAAUCUCAUUUACCACAAGGAGAUUCUUCCUUACAACCACUUGGACUUUAUCUGGGCAAUUAAUGCUCCACAAGAGGUUUACAAUGAAAUGGUUUCUAUGAUGUCAGAAGACAAAGAAUAGCUGUGGAUUUUAGAAGUUUUUCACUUCUUUUUCCAAAAUGCUUUUCUUUCUCAUAAACAGUUUUCUGCAAUGUAUAAAACCCAGUGCUUCUUUCUGUAAUUUUGACUUUAGAAAUAAAUUGGCAUCCAUAAA
Molecule: messenger RNA, 1330 nt
Organism: Marmota flaviventris (yellow-bellied marmot)
Lineage: Eukaryota; Metazoa; Chordata; Mammalia; Rodentia; Sciuridae
Product: gastric triacylglycerol lipase
Biological process (GO): lipid metabolic process
Molecular function (GO): hydrolase activity, acting on ester bonds
Source: RefSeq, a predicted model, not a curated record